AAUAUACAGCGCCCUUACCCUUCCCCCGAGAGCACAGGUGUUUGCAUGCCCUAAAUACGCUCCUAUACCGUAAAUAAUGCUCAAAUCCCAAUUGAAAUACUAUUUCUGAUAAUUAAAUCUGGUGGAAAAGGCCCAUUCAAUCUAAAAUGUGAGGCAGAGUGAUGGAUUACAUACUAUACAAGACCUUGAAAGAUGCCACAAGAAAAGUUGUCAGUACCUCCCCCCGCGUGUAUGAUGGGCGUCGAGGUGAAAAAGGCCGGUUCACAUCAGCCGGUCGCCGCCAAAAACCGCAUGUGCUGUUUCUGCAUGUGCGGCGACAAAGCUGGUGGAGCCGCGGACUCCAGUACGGCGGGUGCACGCCUGCGACGUCGCAAGCUUGUCAACGGCUGUCUGAACAGUGUGGCGGUGUGUGUCGGCCUUAUCGGUUACACAUUCCUUGGAGCAGUGCUCUUUGUGCAAAUCGAGGGAGACGGCAAUUUUGCACUAGUUAGGACACCGCUGCCUAAGACGCCCGAGAAACCGCACGAAUGGCCGGUAGACUUUGGUGACAACCUGCGCAACAAAGCGGUGGAGAACAUCUGGGAGAUCACCGUCAACCUGAACAUCCUUUACCGCGAGAACUGGACCCGGUUGGCAGCCCUGGAGAUCGCCCGUUUCCAGGAGCAGCUGGCUCACGAGUUGGCCAAGGAGUUGGAGGAUGAAAGCAACGCCAACUCCGACCAAGACAGUGCUGCGUCUCAGUGGGACCUCGCCUCUGGGUUGCUGUAUUCCAUCACUAUACUCACUACUACAGGCUAUGGAAAACUAGGCCCGAAAACAGUGAUGGGAAAAACGGCAACCAUGCUCUAUGCAGCCGUCGGCAUACCACUGAUGCUAGUCUACCUGUCCAGUAUCGGCCAGCUACUCUCCACGUGUGUCAUAGCCCUUUUUCGCCAGGGGCGCCCCAAACCGCGGCCUCCGCCCCCUGUACGUCUGGAGCCUUUCUAUAUACGCGCCUCGGGUACCCCUGCAGAUGGGGGUAACGAUUCUAGGCACUGUUCCGACGCCCUGCACAAGUCUCCGUCGAUUUCGAUAAACAGCAGUCACUACACUGCGGCGGGUACUCCCACAGGAGGCGUGCAUGCGGCUAGCAAGGGCACGUUCAGUACGGUGCUAUGUUUCGGCGUAAUGAUAGCCUACAUCUGUUGUGGAGCAGUGAUCGUCUGCCUCCUGGAAAAGAACUGGUCCUACCUUGACGGUGUGUUCUUCUGCUUCAUGACGUUGAGCACCAUCAACUUUGUCGACGGCGGAGGGGCCUCGCAGACCCCAGGCGGGUCCACCAGACCCCCUGCACCCAAUCCGGGGGGCUCAGGGGACCCCACAACGGUGUGGUUCUUCUCGCUGUACAUCCUGUGGGGCAUGGCGCUGACGGCCAUGUGUUUCAACAUUUUCCAUCGGGAGGUGGUGUACAGGCUGGACUAUUCGACCUCCUGCCAUCCGCGGCCGAUACCAGGCGGCGCCGUUUCCUGACCAGGCGCUACCAGGCGCCAGUCCAGCUAUGAUUCCGAGAAACGCAGGCGUAGGAGAUCCAGCGGUAGUGUGAGCCAUCAGACACAGCAGACUGGAGCAGACAGUCCUGGAGAAUCUGGAAUCGAUUACUUGAACAUCAAGUUUACUGGAGUGGCGGUCGACGCUCCAGAUACAGACGAUGCCGAACCUGAAGAGAACACCAAGAUGUAAAAAUAAUGAAAAAUACUAUUGAAACUAAACUAAAGCACACAACUAAACAUGUAAUUUAUACAUAAAUAUUUCACUAUACUGAGGUCCAAGUUAUAAUGGCAGUGGAAAAAGAUAGAACAACAGCGUUGCUGAUUCUCUGCAUUGCCAGAUUAUAUUUCUAUAUUGUUGAAAACCGAUCUGGCAAGCGAGAAAGAGAUAGCGCUAUCUGCUUUGUUGAAUGAUAGACAAGGAUAGCAACACCAAUGUUAAUCAAAUACUGCCAUUAUAACGUGGACUCCACUAUAAUCAUGACACAUUUGAAGCUAUAGUGAGUAGAAUGUAAGAAGAUCUAAACAAAAAUAUAAUUACACAUGUAAUUCAGUCAUAAAUAAUAUUUCUGAAGUCAUGACAUAUUUGAGGCUAGUGAAAAUUCAUAAGGUUGCUUAGUUAUAACAUAUAUAAUUAUUAUUAAACGAAAAUCCAAAAUUAAAAGCUGUAAACCACCCAGAAGAUUUCUGCUACUGCAAAUAUUUCCAUCUAGCUGUUAACCCUGUUGUCAAUAUUUUAUUUUAGAUAUUGUAAAAUAAAUAAAAUGGAAUAAAAUAAAAUAUUGACAACAGGGUUAACAGCUAGAUGGAAAUUCGAUGAGAGCUACUGGCCAAAAAUUAUUUGCUAGCCCGGGAAUCGAACCCGGUUCCUCCUAAUUGCUAGUCAGGUAUGAUUAGGCCUACCCUUACAGUAUACCAAACUGAGUUGAACAGAGUUGAACCUUAAAGAGUGCUACAAGCUACCGUAUUGAUGUAAAGGCCUAUUGGAAGUUCAAAACUGUACGGUACAGUAUUAUGAUGACACUAUUUUUUAACUAAUUUGAAAAAAAUAAUUCAAGAGUUAAGAAUCCAUUAAUAGCAGUGAAGAAACCAAUAAUUUGAUCGAAUACCUCGGUACUAUUUGUAAAGCAUUCCAUGUGUUUGAAGAUGGAAAAUAUUGUAAUGAAAACAUAAUGAAUGAACUUUGUGAUGCUUAUUAAUUUUAUAAAAUUUUUAGUAUUUUCAGUCAUACCGAACAGUAUUUAAUAUGGUGUUCAUUGAAUUUUAAAUUACCGUAAUCCUGAGAAAUCUGUAGAAAAUAGAAUAAGAAUCAAUUUCAAAAUUAAAAGACACACAAAUCUACUGUAAGAAAAUGCGGAAUUUGUAACUCUUUUAUCAGUGCUACAUUUAAUCUGCACUUGAAAAUGGUUCUAGGACACUAAAUUUAAUUACAACCUACCUACUAAUUGAUAUGAUAAAUUUAGAUGAGAAAUAUUUGCAACCUUGUCAAUUUUUGUCGACUGUAAGGUUUAAAGACAUUUCAAAGCACAUGGUAAACCAUCCAAAAGUUCAAUUAUUUAUUCAUAAAAAGUAGAGCUUUAAAUUAAGAAUAGUUGUUCAUUAUUUGUUGGUAAAUAAUAUUCCAAAAAUAAAUUGUUACAAGUAGUUACUUGAUCAGUUUAUACAUUUACAAAAAUCAAGGAGAGCAAAUUGAACUUUAAUAGUUGACAAUUUUAGUUGUAAAAUAUAACUAACAGAACUAUUUUAGUUAUAAGCUAAAACUAAAUAAUUUAGGUAGCUUACCCCAUAAAAGCUAUACGUGUAGUUGUAUUAAUGUCAUUUGAACAUGAUCUUCCAAGUAAUAAUUAUAAUAUAAAUUACAUACUAUUCAAUGUGUAUACUUGAAUAAAUUGUUUUUUAUUUAAUAUUGA
Messenger RNA from Nilaparvata lugens (brown planthopper), 3436 nucleotides. RefSeq names its product TWiK family of potassium channels protein 7. The record is from RefSeq and is a predicted model, not a curated record. Gene Ontology annotation, molecular function: potassium ion leak channel activity. Gene Ontology annotation, biological process: potassium ion transmembrane transport; stabilization of membrane potential. Bases 193 to 1509 code for a protein of 438 amino acids. The transcript has 6 exons. Lineage: Eukaryota; Metazoa; Arthropoda; Insecta; Hemiptera; Delphacidae. Gene Ontology annotation, cellular component: membrane.